CCCAAAAUGGCGCAAUGAAUGAGAAAAGGCUUUGUUCGCAAAUAUGCGAAUUCUAGGAUUUCUGUGUAGAAAAUAAAUGUUCAGUGGACUAUAAUGGAAAGUGAAAAAGGUGCAGCAAGUCUCUGAUACAUGUUUCACUCUUUUAUCGAAGAAAAACACGAUGGACUUUGAUUUCAAGUCCAAGGCGGCUGCUAAGCGACAGAAGGUUGAAGAUGAAUUUGAGUUCGAUGGAAUGAAAGUCGGAAGAGGUACAUAUGGACAUGUAUACAAAGCAAAAAGAAAAAAGAACGGUGAUGAAAAACCUACUAAGUACUAUGCAUUGAAAUUAAUUGAAGGAACCGGAAUAUCUAUGUCUGCCUGCAGAGAAAUUGAGCUGCUCAGAGAAUUAAAGCAUCCGAAUGUGAUCAGUUUGAAGAGAGUAUUCUUGUCUCAUUCUGACAGAAAAGUAUGGCUACUCUUUGACUUUGCUGAACAUGACUUGUGGCAUAUAAUUAAGUACCACAGAGCUUCUAAAGCAAACAAAAAACCAGUGCAGGUGCCAAGAACAAUGGUGAAAUCACUACUGUUUCAAAUUUUAGAUGGUAUACAGUAUCUCCAUGCUAACUGGGUGCUACAUAGAGACUUGAAGCCUGCCAAUAUUCUGGUGAUGGGAGAUGGUCCAGAGAGAGGUAGAGUAAAAAUAGCUGACAUGGGUUUUGCUCGUCUUUUCAACUCCCCAUUGAAACCAUUAGCAGAUUUAGAUCCUGUGGUAGUAACAUUUUGGUACAGAGCUCCAGAGUUGCUACUUGGUGCUAGGCAUUAUACAAAAGCAAUUGACAUAUGGGCUAUCGGUUGUAUAUUUGCUGAACUCCUAACAUCUGAACCAAUAUUCCACUGUCGUCAAGAAGAUAUCAAAACCAGUAACCCAUAUCACCAUGAUCAACUCGAUAGAAUAUUUAGUGUUAUGGGAUUCCCUCAUGAGAAAGAAUGGGAAGACAUUCGCAAAAUGCCAGAAUAUGGAACUUUAAUGAAAGACUUUAGGAGAUCAAAUUAUUCAAAUGCUAACUUACCGAAGUAUAUGGAAAAACACAAGAUUAAAGCAGACAGUAAAGAGUUUCAUUUGCUAUCUAAGUUACUUACAAUGGAUCCUACCAAGAGAAUCACAUCAGAACAAGCAUUGGAAGACAAUUAUUUUCUAGAAGAGCCUGUACCUACUCAUGAUGUGUUUGCAGCCAUGCCAAUCCCAUAUCCCAAGAGAGAAUUUUUAACAGACGAUGAGAAUGAUGAUAAAUCAGAUACUGCUAAGGCACGUCAAAAUACCAGCAAUUCAUCUAGCCAUGCACCGAAUGCAAAGAGAGUCCGUGUUGUUCCUCCAUCCAACACUUCAUCAAAUCCUAUUAUGACACAACAAGACUAUCAACAACAGAAGCAUGUCCUUCAGGGAUACCAGGGAUCUGGUGGUCAGAGCAACUCCCAACAAAACACCUUGUCUUACUCAACUGGCAGCAAUGUACAUGGUACUAGCAGCACAGUCUACUCAGGACAGCAGCAGCAACAACACAGAUACUAAGCUCAGAUGUCGGGUUUCUUUUAGCAGAUUUUCCACAAUUGUCCAAGUACUUUUUUAGCUCCAAAGUCGGGUAGUGCUUUUAUAUUACUUAUUGCCUGCUGGCAUAAACAUUACUGUAAAAUCUGUAUUAGAAGCUGCGGCUUCUACUAAAAUGGUACAAUGCAACAGAGGGGAUGCGGCUUCUAUUAAAAUGGUACAAUGCAACAGAGGGGAUGCGGCUUCUAUUAGAGCAUGUACACAUAUGAGGAAUGAUGAAUGUUUGAGUCUCAAUUAUUCAAAAAAAAUGGGUGUGACUUCUAUUAGGAAUCCGGUUUCUAAUAAAGAUUUUACGGUACUUCUUCUUGAAAACUAUAUGAUACUUUCCAGAAAGGCAUCGUGGAUGGUCCCUUGAACUUUAAUUCUGUUAUCUUCUUGAAAACGUCAAACCUGAUUAUGUUGGUAUUUCGUAUGUACCUUGGGUGGACUAUGCCAUUGAUCAGAUUGCAUUAUUGAACAAUCGGCCAUAUGUUUGCACAUACAGUUAUUAGACAACAAUAUUAUGAUACAUGUAAAACAACUACCCAUGUUCCAUUCCAAAUUUAGUUAGUUUUAUCAAUAAGUUAGUUAGUGUUAUCUUCGCUCAGGAAAGGGUAUACUUUAAAAGAAGUGCUUCAUGCUAUUUUUUAACUUUGUUCCAGAACAGGAAAAAGUUUUAAUAAGCAUGUCUAUUUGGUGUUGCUGAUGGAACAGGGUUUACAAACUGCCUAUUUUAAGUUUAUU
Molecule: messenger RNA, 2308 nt
Organism: Saccoglossus kowalevskii
Lineage: Eukaryota; Metazoa; Hemichordata; Enteropneusta; Harrimaniidae
Product: cyclin-dependent kinase 8-like
Biological process (GO): protein phosphorylation
Cellular component (GO): nucleus
Molecular function (GO): ATP binding; protein serine/threonine kinase activity
Source: RefSeq, a predicted model, not a curated record